Messenger RNA from Aricia agestis (brown argus), 3374 nucleotides. It is a transcript of the gene Snrk, whose product is annotated as SNF-related serine/threonine-protein kinase-like. The record is from RefSeq and is a predicted model, not a curated record. Gene Ontology annotation, cellular component: cytoplasm. NCBI's taxonomy places the organism in Eukaryota, Metazoa, Arthropoda, Insecta, Lepidoptera, Lycaenidae. Gene Ontology annotation, biological process: protein phosphorylation; microtubule cytoskeleton organization; intracellular signal transduction. The transcript has 11 exons. Gene Ontology annotation, molecular function: tau-protein kinase activity; protein serine/threonine kinase activity; ATP binding. The coding region runs from base 252 to 2354 and encodes 700 amino acids.
UUGCAGAUUGUGAUACAUGUAUUUUGACUUCCUUUUGCGAUACUGAAGGUUUUGUAAAUAAAAUAAUGUAAUUUAUAUCGUUCAUAAUUUUACAGUUCGUGUGAACAAUACCAUAAUAGGAAAACUAUAUUGCUUUUUGAUAUCAAUGAUAGUUGUGAACAUAAUUUUUUCAUGUUACUGGAUAAACAAUCUUAAAUUAUACAAUUUACCACGUAACUGAUUGAGUUUUCAUCUAACAAGGAAUUUAAAAUAUGAAUAACUGUGGAGGAGCAAACACAGUAAGCUGUGGGUCUGGCGCGUACGAUGCGAAGAUCGCUGGGCUGUACGAUCUACUGGACACCCUUGGAUCGGGACACUUUGCUGUUGUUAAGCUCGCAAGACAUGUGUUUACCGGUGAAAAAGUUGCCGUUAAAGUUAUAGACAAAAGUAAACUAGAUGAGGUCUCAAAGUCUCAUUUGUUUCAAGAAGUCCGAUGCAUGAAAUUGGUGCAGCAUCCAAAUGUAGUAAGACUGUAUGAAGUAAUAGACACCCAGACAAAGUUAUACUUAAUACUUGAACUUGGUGAUGGGGGUGACUUGUAUGAUUAUAUCAUGAGACAUGAGACGGGGCUGUCAGAAUCUCUGGCCCGUGACUACUUCCGACAAAUUGUUCGUGCUAUUUCAUACUGUCAUAGGUUACAUGUAGUGCACCGCGACCUCAAACCUGAGAAUGUUGUGUUUUUUGAAAAAUUAGGUGUAGUUAAACUGACUGACUUUGGUUUUAGUAACAAAUUUUGCCCAGGCCAAAAAUUAGAGACGUCAUGUGGUUCCUUAGCAUACUCUGCUCCUGAAAUCUUAUUAGGAGACUCCUAUGAUGCCCCAGCUGUUGAUGUCUGGUCUCUUGGUGUGAUUUUAUAUAUGUUAGUAUGUGGACAAGCACCAUUUCAGGAGGCUAAUGAUAGUGAAACAUUAACUAUGAUUAUGGACUGUAAAUAUGCUAUUCCAGUACAUGUAUCAAGCGCUUGCAAGAGGCUCAUAGGAAGAAUGUUGGUGAGAGAACCUGAGAAGAGAGCUACAUUAGCCGAAAUUGCUGUGGAUCCCUGGGUGACGGCAGGCGAGGGUGUCACAGUUGAGGACUUUGACACACCCCUUGUGACUAAGGAAGAGCUCACAGAGGAAGAUCGAGCGGCCAUCUUGCAACGAAUGGUCAAUGGAUCAAUAGCCACCAAAGAGCAAAUAUUAGAGCAAGUAGAAAAGAAUGAAUACAACCACAUAACUGCUACUUAUUACUUACUAGCUGAAAGAAAAUUAAGAGCUAAGAGACAAGAGGCACGGCAGAGCGCUCGGCGGCCGGAGGCGCUGUCGGUGACGCGGACGUCUCGCAACCUGCUCGCGCCGCCGCAGAUGCCCGCCGCGCCGCGCACGCCGCAAGAUGUGCCUCCGCGGUCCCGCAAGUGCAGCAUCGUGCGGGAGGAGGAGGACGACGAGGAGCCGGCGCCGGCCCGCGCCGCGCGCCGCCCCUCGCGCUCCGAAGGCCGCCUCCACCUCGCCCGACCAGCACAGCUCGCUGAUAACCUCGUUAAGGUGAACCUAGAUGAGGAAGUGCUUAAGGCGCCUCACGUUGACGACGGUGGGCUAAAGACUCCUCACAUCGACGGUAGUGGGCUUAAGACUCCUCACAUUGACGGCAGUGGGCUUAAGACUCCACACAUUGACGGUGGACUAAAGGCCUCUCACAUUGACAGUGGACUAAGAGCUCCUCAUAUAGAGGGCGGGGCGGUGCGAGCGCCCGGCGCCCCCGCCCCCGCACGUCGCGCGCGAGUCGAGUGCCGGCGGCGACGCACGCGUGCCGGCUCCUGCUCAUCAUCAGACCUCUCCGAUGACGACUCUGAGAAGAAGAAACGUGCUGGAGAACAGGUGGGAGCGCUAGGCGAGCGUCCGCGUCGCGACUCGCACGACGACUCCAGCGACAGUCAGGAGCGCGGCGCCCGCCCCCCGGCUGCGCGCGCCCCCGCACCGCCCCCCGCCGUCGCCAGAGACGCCCCUUCGGGCGGGAGUGCCAGUGGCGGGGGUGGGGGCGGAGGCGGCGGGGACGCUCGCGGGGGCGGGGCCGGCGGCGGGGGCGGACGCCGACGCCGCGCCGCUCGCAAGGAGAGCCGCCUGCGGGAGUCGCGCUCUCUCAAUAGAAUCGCUGAGGUGGAGGAGGCUGCGAGCGUGCGCUGGGGCGGCAGUGGGCUGGUGGCGCUGUGCGGCCGCCCCCUGCUGCGCCUGCUGGCAGCCGCGCGCCCCCACCCGCGCCCCCACCCUGCGCCCCACCCCGCGCCACACCCCGCGCCACACCCCGCGCCUGCGCGCCGCCUGCACGGCAUCUGUUAAUACCAGAGAGACGAGAUAUAAAGAUGCCACCCGUCACGCACACAUCGAGGCAUUUCAUCAGCGCGCAUGCGUGCUAGUGUGCGUGCACGUUCGCAGAAUGCCACCCGUCACACACAGUCACAUCUGUGCACGAGUGCAAGUACGCCGGUGUGCACGUUCGCACGUUCACGACGACCUCUCUGUAGUGUGUGUAUGUGUGUGUCAAGAAACCGGCCACGACAAUCAACACUUGACUCCAUGUAUUCGAGGGAAUUUACACAAUGUUGUCUUAGUCGUAAAAGCGUUUACAUAUUAUGCAUUGCGAUGACCCGAAAAAAUCUUUAUGUCCUUGUAGAGGUGUUUUUUAAGUAUCUAGUAUUAUGUCCGAUAUCGCACACUUAAUGACAAAGAACUUCUAUUAAAAUUAAUAUUAAAGUCUAGAAGAUAUGUCUGUCAAUCUCACACUUAUGCGGUUUGUCGCUGCGAGAUGCUAUAUCGCACCCCGUAAUGUGUAAACGCUCAAGGCUAUCGAGUCCACACGUGACUGUAAACCCGUGAGAAUCCCCACUUACUGUUUCUUGAGGUCGACAAAGUGUAUCGAGUCCCUGAACAGCCUUAUUUUGAUAUAUUUGAAUUUAUAUCGACCGUCGCCAUACAAGGCCGGUCGGACAUUACUCCACUCGCCGAUCCUAAAGUUUUUUUAACCCUCUUACUAAUAAAAACGUUUAUGCAGCGUGUUUCAAGGUCUGAUGUCUUUGUCUAUUGUACAACUUUCAGUGAAAGACAAGUGAAUAUUUUUAAUAGUAAGCGGGUAUAUUUAUUAUAGUACACUUUUAGGUUGUAACAUAGAUCGCCUUACUGAUUUCGUGAAUCUGAUCGGAUCAAAAUAUUAGACAUACCGACGACUCGAGUGGGUAGUUUAAAUUGUAGCUAAAUGAUUUACUAAAUUAAUAAUAGAGGACUAGAUUUAACAUGUAGUGACAUUUUCACCCCUCCCCCCCUUUUUUGUACAUUCUGAUCGUAUUUUUUUACUGUAAACAU